AGUUGUCAUCAUGGCAGAGAAAACGUUGAUUUUGGACGGUCUUCCUGACGAUCUUGCUUCAGUGAAGUCAAAAUUGGAUUUACAUUUCAAAAAUAAAAGAAAGUCUGGAGGGGAGAUACUGGAAAUUCGAGAUUACCCCGGUGACAAGAGAAAGGCACUUCUCGUUUACUUGGAAGAUGAAGCUCUGAAGAAAGUGUUAGAAAAAAAAAUCCACAAGGUCGAUUUUAAGGCUUUGGGUAUUCAAGACCUUAAAGUGAAACUACCAGAGGAAGAUGAUGGCCCCAAUGUGAAGGGAAUCAAAGAAACGCCUCUCCUUCGCCCUCGUCUGGAGGAAGAGACACUCACUGGAAAGUCUACACACGUUGAGGAAAAGCAUCCAGUGGUGUUUUGUCAAAAAGACUCGCAGAGAGAUAAGAACGAUGACAAGGCACACUCGCUGAUUGUUUACAGCGUUUGUCCAAUCACAGAGGAAAUUCUUCGGCUAUACUUUGAGCAGUUCUCUGAUGACGUUGAUAUCAGCAUACUUGGAAAUAACAGAUGGGUUCUCAACUUGGCCAACCAGUCAGAUGUGGAGAAAGUCCUGGCCAAGAAGGAUCACACUCUGGAGGACUCCCCUAUCUCUGUGGAGCUGUACGACAGAGAGGCAGAGAGCAGGUUUGACCCCCACAGGUUCAUACUCAGUGGCUUCAGUGAGGACUGCAAAUGCAGCCUCCUUUCUGUCUACAUCAAGAGCUGCAGCAAAGGGGCCGAGCACUCCUGGGAGGUCCUGGAUGAUGGGGAGAGAAUUGCAGUCACCUUCAAACAGGACAUAGAUGUAAAUGCCUUUCUGAAGAAGUGCUCCUCCAAGAAACUUCAGAACAUGGAGAUCACUGCUUGCCGUCUGGAGUACACAGACUCCGUGUUGGUCGAAGGAAAUAUGAGUAACAUCUCAGAGGAGACACUCAGCCUUUAUUUUUCUAACAAAAGGAGCAAUGGAGGAGCAAUCAAAUCCAUAAUUUGGGUCAAUAAGGCAAAGAGUGUGAUCAUAACCUUUCAAGACUGCCAUGUUGCACUCAGAGUGGCCAAACAGAAACACAGUCUUUGCAGAGUCAGUCUGUGCACGCUGCUGUUCUACUCCAGUCUGCAGCAAGCCUUGACUGGGGAAACACCCACUCUCCCAAAUUUUCCUAGUGAAAUGAUUAUUCCUGUGGAUGCUUUUCUCCUCGACUACAUCAAACUGAAUGAGGCGUGCAAAAGAGACUUUGACAGGAUACUACAGGAGGUCUACGCCAGCAUCUCCCUUGAAGAGCCCCAUCAGGUGACGCUCCAGAUGACAGUGGACAGAGAAUCUCUGCUGUUGCACCGCUUGGCUCACACUUGGAAGAGGAAUGCCAGGCAAGCAAUAGAGACCCUGCUAGAGAAAUACAGUGUGAUUAUGCUGAUGUCAACAGAAGAGGUCUGGGAGAGAAUCAAGAGUAGGUGCCUCAGUCUCAGUUCCAGUAAUGCCAGUGUGUCUUACGAGAGCUCAAAGCACAGAAUUGUGAUAGUGGGACAGCAGAGUGAUGCGAAGAGGAUUUCAGAUGAAAUCCAGGCCUUGGUGAAAAAGGGUAAAGAAGAGCUGGAAGUUGAAAUGAACACCAUAGAGAGGAAGAUCCCUCUGGACAGCAGGGAAGAGCUAGAUUUUUUGUGGAACUUAGUGUCUGCCAAGCUUAAAGAUGUUAAGGCUUCGAAAGAUGAGGCAAACCUGACCUUUCACCUCAAGGGCCUCAGGGACAAUGUGAGCAAAGGGGAAGGAAUCGUCCAAGAGGCUCAGAAAGGUAUAGCCACUCAAACUCUGAAUCUGUCAGCUCAGCUCACAGAAUUCUUGAAGUCUCUUGACCUGAAAAAGUUUGAGCGUGAUCACUUUAUACACAAUCACAUUUCAGCUGUGAUUCUCAGCCGUGGCGACUCCUUCCAACUGCUUGCAGAGAACCAUGACAGUCAGAAAGCCAGAAAUAAAAUAAAGGAGGUUGUGAAAGAAGAGGUAAUCAACCUCACUCCUGACCAAGUAAAAGUCACCAAGGAUGAGCAGUGGAGAGUCUUCUUUAAUGGACUUAAGGAGGAAGUGGAAUCCUGCAGUAAUGUCCAGAAUGUUAGCAUUUUAGUGUCUGAUGUGCAGAUCACAGUGUGUGGGUUCUGUAAUGUUGUGGCAGAUGUCUCGAGGAAACUGAAGGGAUACCUCAAUAACAAAAUGCCAGUGACUGAAGAUGUCCCACUCAAGACAUUGAAAGAGGUUGAAUACAUUGAUGCUUGCAUGCGACUGUCAGAGGCACCUGAAAUCAAAGCUCUGGAUGUCACCAUACUGUCAUCAAAAACACAGGUGUCCCCAUGCCUGAAGGUCACUGCUGCCAGCGACAAGAUCAAGGAGGCAGUGGCAGCUGUGAAAAAGCAAAUAGCUGUGAUUGUGACAGAGAAGCACACUUACUCCAAAGCUGGGGAAUCUAAGGUGCUGCAGAAGCAUCAAGCUGCUCUCAAGGCCAGAGCAAAGGAGUUUGAUUGCAAGCUGUAUCUGACCAUUGAGCCAGCCAAACAGAUCAACCCUGGUCAGAGCUACAGCUAUAAAAUAGCAGACUGCCUCACUUUAACUGUUGCCUUAGGGAACUUGUCCCAGCAUACUGCUGCAGCUUUAGUUUGUCCACUGAGUAGCAACCUAUCCUUCGAUAAUCCCAUUGCCCAGCAAGUUCUGCAAGUUGGCGGACCUCAGAUAAAAGAUGUCUGUGACAAUCUCUUGAAGGAAAGCCAAACUUUGGUAGCUGGGGAUGUGAUCAUGGCCAACCCAGGAAAGCUCUCUUCCAAGGCCCUCCUCUUUGCUGCAAUACCCACAUGGGGCACUAGCAGCCACAGUGUCAAUGGCCAAGCCCUAGAGUCAAUCUACUUGGAGUCAGCCACCCUAAACAGCCUCCAGAGUGCAGAGGACAUCCACUGUGUCUCCGUGGCGAUGCCAGCCUUGGGGUGUGGCACUUUUGGUUUCCCCACCAGGGACAGCUGCAAGGCCAUCCUGAAGGGUGUCACUGAGUUCAGCAGCUGUCACCAGCAGACACCCACAAACGUGAAGGAAGUGUUUGUGGUCGACGCGGAUGUAAAGACUGUGGAGGAAUUCCAUGCAGUGCUGAAGGAUAUGGGAUACCUAGGUGCAGCUGUGACAAACACAACAUCAUCUGUAGAUUCUGCAAAGAAAACCCAGCAAGUCAGUCCUCCACCACUGUUACCUAAACCGGGAGCAAACCUGAAAGUGAUGCUCGGUGGGGUAACGGUACUUCUGAAACAGGGAGACAUCACGAAGGUGGCUGUGGACGCCAUCGUAAAUUCCACCAACACGACUCUGAAUCUAGGCACUGGUGUCUCUGGAGCCAUUUUGAAGGCAGCAGGACAAUCUGUUGUAGAUGAAUGCACCAAACUGGGUACCCAGAAAGCAGAUGGGGUGGUUGUCACUGGAGGGGGCAACCUGAAGUGCAAACACAUCAUUCAGAUGGUGGGGCCAAACAAGACCGCUGACAUCACCGCCUCCAUAGAGAAGGUUCUGAAGCUUUGCGAGAGCAAGAUGAUAGCAACCAUGUCCAUCCCGGCCAUUGGAACUGGAAGAGGUAACAUCAAACCUGAGCAGUCCAUUGAGGCAGUGCUGAAGGGACUGGAAAAUCAUUUAUCACAGACCACAUCCUCCUGCAUCAAAACCAUAUUCAUAGUGGCCUUUGAUCAGAAGGUUUUUGACUCCUUCUGUGAUUACUUCGCUGAGCGUAACCAACAACCACGUCAAAGCAAGCAGGCCAGCACUGGACCUCCCUCGGCCAAUGUUCAGUCAGGGUCCACACAGCUCCCUGAUAAUCAAGUUAAGAUCCAUGACGUUAGAAUAGAGGUUAAGAAAGGCAACAUUACCAUGGAAACUGUCAGGGGGAUUGUCAACACGACAAACAAAGAGCUCAACCUGAAAGGAGGGGUUUCAGGAGCUAUAUUCAGAGCAGCAGGCCAAUCAGUGGAGGAGGGGUGUAAAAUGUUUGGCCCCCAGGGGGUCGAUGGGGUCGUGGUCACAAAAGGUGGGGCACUUCAGUGUGACUUCAUCAUUCACAUGGUGGGGCCCCACUCCACGGCUGCCGUGACGUCCCAGGUGGAGAGGGUGCUGGAGCAGUGUGAGAAGAACCAGAUCACCACCGUCUCCUUCCCUGCUGUUGGCACAGGUGGUGGUGGCCUGAAUGCCGUGGAUGUUAUCACUGCGAUGCUGCAAGGGUUCGACAAUCAUCUAUCACAGCGAAAUUCCACUGUGCUCAAACUGAUCUACAUCGUUAUCGACCAAGACAAAGUGCUGCAGCAGUUUCUGCAAGGGCUCAAGCAGUGGACCAAAAGGGAAGAUUCUGGUGAUGAAGCAGAUGAUGAAGAUGAGGAUGUGGGUGAGGGUGAAUUCACUGGCAAUAUUGAGAUAUUCAUAGGACCAAUAAAAGUCAGAGCUGUAUGUGGCAACAUCACCGAAGAGAGGACUGAUGCCAUUGUGAACAGCACCAAUACCAGCCUUGAUUUAAACUCAGGUGUAUCUGGGGCAAUACUUAAAGCAGCGGGUCAGACAGUUGUGGAUGAAUGCAAAGCUCUAGGGACACAGCCAAGUAAUGGGGUGGUAACGACCAAAGCAGGAAACCUCCAUGCCAAGCAUAUUGUCCAUAUGGUUGGGCAGACCAAGGAGAAAGAGAUCACUAAUUCCAUGUACGACGUUUUAGUGGCUUGCAAUAACAUCAAAGCACAGUCCGUCUCAUUCCCAGCACUGGGGACAGGAGCAGGAAAUGUGGCUGCCUCUCAGGUGGCUAACGCCAUGAUCUACGCCAUUGGGACCUUUUUGUUAGACAAUCAGAAUCCAUCUGUCACCACGAUUAACAUUGUAAUAUUCCAACCAAAGAUGAUGUCUGACUUUGAACAAGUCAUGAAGAAGUUCAAGAAGGUCACACCCAAGCCUGGUCUGGCUGCAGCAGCAAAAACGCAGACGAAACUCCCUUCCACGUUCUCGAACCCAAGCCAGUCCCAAACCAUUUCCAAUACUCCAACCCCAAGCCAUGCCAGCGCAGCAGCAGGAGUGACCUUACCCAUCACAGUGGCCGAGGUUUACGGAUCCUCCCCGGCCAGCCUGGCCCAGGUGAAGAGGUGCCUGGAUGAGUUGAUCUCCGAGGAGUGCACCAGUGAGGACGUGGUCAGCGAGUACCUCCGCCUCCUGAAGGAUCCCGAAAAGCAGGACAUUGCCGCUGCCAGUCAGAGGCACCAGGUCCACAUUCAGAUCCUGGCCGACAAGGUGACAGUGUCGGGGAAAAAGGAUGACGUCCUCUCAGCUGUGCUUCAGAUCAAAGACUCCCUCCAGAAGGUCCAGGAGAGGCAGAACCGAGAACGUGAGGAGAAGAGGAUAUGGGAGACUGUUCGCUGGAAGGCGGAGAGACUGGACCAGUGGACAGACCUGGAUCAGAAUUUCAACCACGACCUGGAGCUGGCCUUCCACAGGAAAGAUAAGUGUUACACUUACCAGCAUCGAGGGGAGAUCUUCACCAUGGACCUGAAGAACAUGCUCCGGACAGACAGCAGAGGGAGAACCACCAAAAUCAAGAGGACCCUGCUGACUGACUCCGAUACAGCUAUCAUUCAGCCACCACCAGCAUGGACCAAAAUGGGUGACAAAGAGAUGGACAUUAUUUUACUCUCACCGAAAUCACAGGAAUUCCUGAAAAUUUCAAAGGAAUUUGUGCUGUCCUGCCAGGUCUUUGUACAGGAAAACAAUAAGAACAUUGAAGUAAUUCAGAUUCAGAGAAUACAGCACCAGGAGCAGUGGCAGAGGUAUGCAGUAAGGAAACAGGCGGUGGACAAGAAGUAUCCCAAGAACAAGAAUGAGCAGUUCCUCUACCACGGGACAACCAAGGACAUCUGCCAGAAGAUCAACAAGAAUGGCUUCAACCGCAGCUUCUGCGGCAGGAAUGCCACAAAGUACGGCAGCGGAACAUACUUCGCCAAAGAGGCCUACUACUCAUGUCACGAUGCCUACUCCAACCCUGACGAGAACGGUCAUAAGUAUAUCUACAGGGCCCGCGUCCUCACGGGGAUGCCCUGCCUGGGACAGCACGGGAUGAAGGAGCCCGCUCCCAUCAACCCCAGUGACCACCAGGCAGGCCUGCACGACUGCACUGUGGACAACCUGCAGAACCCCUUCAUCUUCGUCAUAUUCUGCGAUUCCGGCGCCUACCCCGAUUACCUCAUCACGUUCAAGACGGUGUGACAAACAGGACAACGAGAAAGAAGACAUCACUCUGACACUGCAAUACUAGAAAUGAAUCAAAAGUGCCGUAAAAAUGGUGUCUACAUUGUUCUAAUACAGUGCCAGUCAAAAGU
Megalops cyprinoides (Indo-Pacific tarpon) is the source of this 6366-nucleotide messenger RNA. It is a transcript of the gene parp14rs3, whose product is annotated as poly(ADP-ribose) polymerase family member 14-related sequence 3. Lineage: Eukaryota; Metazoa; Chordata; Actinopteri; Elopiformes; Megalopidae. The transcript has 26 exons. Gene Ontology annotation, biological process: negative regulation of gene expression. Bases 11 to 6253 code for a protein of 2080 amino acids. Gene Ontology annotation, molecular function: NAD+ poly-ADP-ribosyltransferase activity; transcription corepressor activity. The record is from RefSeq and is a predicted model, not a curated record. Gene Ontology annotation, cellular component: nucleus; cytoplasm.